AGCUGCCCUCGGUAUUCAGGAUGGCGGAGACGACGACGACGACGGCGUGCGGUUGUGCGUUUGCCAAUGGGACGUGGCAGCAUGUUGAUGCAUGCGCCUGGACGCACUGCCGCAUGUGUGCCUGGUGCGACCCGCAUGAGAUGGCGUCGGACGCCGGCUUUUCUGCGUUCACCGCCCACUUUGCAGUUUGCGCCGGCCGCCGCCACGCAGCGCACCUCGACAAUUGGCUCGUGGGGCCACUCGCAUUCGGUGCCACCGUCGAAGAAGUCUCUGCCCUCUUGCCCGAGUAUCGCGGCGUGUACCACGAGCGGCGCUGCCCCGUCGCGCCCGAAGUGACCAACUUUCAUUGCAUCUACUUCUGGGUGCCGCUGGCCGAGGUCGCGCACCACUUUCGGUUCCUUCCGCGCACACUCCAGCAAGGCGACUACGCGUGCUUCCUCUUCGAGAAAGGCUGUGGAUUGCGCAUGAUCUCGCUGCGGUUCUUUGAGCCGUCGACACCGACGGACAUACCGACAGCACUCGCAUACUUUGCUCGGCUCUUCCAAGUGCAGCUGGACGAGCACCUCGACGCAGCGUUCCUCACGCCCGACGCUACGACGCUGAUCUCGCUUGGCCCUCGGGGAUACCACGCCGACGAGAACCCCAACGUGCUCUUGACCGUCCUCGAGUUUGCAGAUGCACACCGCCCGCCUGUGAACAACCGCAACUACCUCCCGCUGCCACCAACGCACGCAGUCCUUGAGCGCUGGCUUCCGCUGCCCCUGGGCACCUCCCUCGAGGCUGCUCAACGCCUCCUUGACUGGCCUGCCACGAUGAGUCCCGACGGUCACACGACGCUUCGGGGGCCACUUGCAGCGGUGGCAACGCGCUUUCCGUGCCUGCCCCCGGGGCUCAACGCGAACGACGAGGUGCUCUUCGUCUUUGAGCCGGGCACCGGUCUCGUGCUCACAUCGCUGCGGUUUUUCGAGGAACCGACGGCCAGCGGCAGUAUACCACGCAUCCUCGCGUACCUCUCCGGUCUCGUCCAGCUACCUCUCAAUAUGGACGGCGACGGCAUCGCACGCGUCGACAACCAUGUUUUGAGUUUGAGCGCCACAAUGCUCGACCGCCCAACGACAUUGCUCGAGGUCUUUGACGCGCACAGCGUCACGGCUGCGAUGCGCGACGUGGUGCCGACCGAGCCUGGCAAGCACCGCCGCCACAAGAAGUGCGCGAUUAGCUAGCGGCUUCGAUUCUGCGUUCGAACCGACCGUCAUUCUCGGAUUUUGGUGUUUCAAAUUGUGUUCGAUUGACAAUCUAGAAAAUGAGAAUUCCAUUUGGAUCGUCGA
Messenger RNA from Saprolegnia diclina VS20, 1328 nucleotides. RefSeq lists its product as hypothetical. The record is from RefSeq and is a predicted model, not a curated record. Bases 21 to 1223 code for a protein of 400 amino acids. The transcript is spliced from 3 exons. Lineage: Eukaryota; Oomycota; Saprolegniomycetes; Saprolegniales; Saprolegniaceae.